AUGCCAUCGCAACAGAAUAGGGGCCCCGAGCUCCUCGGCGUGCAGGCGGCAUUUCUCGCGGCAGCCUGGAUUGCCACAUGUCUCCGACUAUACGUGAAAACAGCCUUGACGAAGAGUCACACAGUCGACGAUGGCGUCAUGUAUCUUUCAACCGUCAUGUACACCGUUUACGCAGCCGCCGCCGUCCACGGUAUUAUCAACGGCGGCAUAGGCCGACAUACCUCAGAUCUGGACCCAGACAGCAUUGUUAUAGCGCUCAAGGUCUGGUACAUGUGCGAGAUUCUUUACGCCUUCAUAUCCGCCCUCAUCCGGACCUCGAUCUGCCUCUUCCUCCUCCGCAUCUUCAACCGCGGGACAAACAAGCUGGCUAAGAA
Messenger RNA from Colletotrichum abscissum, 374 nucleotides. RefSeq lists its product as uncharacterized. The transcript is spliced from 2 exons. NCBI's taxonomy places the organism in Eukaryota, Fungi, Ascomycota, Sordariomycetes, Glomerellales, Glomerellaceae. The record is from RefSeq and is a predicted model, not a curated record. The annotation marks the transcript as partial.